Messenger RNA from Williopsis jadinii, 345 nucleotides. It is a transcript of the gene SDC1, whose product is annotated as Sdc1p. Bases 50 to 301 code for a protein of 83 amino acids. The transcript has a single exon. Lineage: Eukaryota; Fungi; Ascomycota; Saccharomycetes; Phaffomycetales; Wickerhamomycetaceae. The record is from RefSeq and is a predicted model, not a curated record.
CUUCCUUAUUGGACAAGGCAAGACACAACUGCGUCGUCAUCGCUUAGGUAUGGAAUCAACAGAACCUGAAGAGACUACUCCGGGACCAACUGCUCGCUCGCAUAGAGACUACACCAUACCGCAAGGUGCGGACCUCAAUGCUGGUGCUCCAACUAGACAAUGGAUCAACGAAAACGUCACGCCAACGUUACUUGAAGGUAUGAGGAUGUUAGUCAGAGAGAAGCCACAGGACCCGUUGCGCGUGCUGGGAGAAUAUCUGAUAUCAAAGAGUGGCGAGAAAUCGGAGAGCAAUGGGAACUAGACGGCCUUGUGUAUACGAAUGAUAAUAUAAUCUUGUACGAGUAA